Porites evermanni is the source of this 8751-nucleotide messenger RNA. NCBI's taxonomy places the organism in Eukaryota, Metazoa, Cnidaria, Anthozoa, Scleractinia, Poritidae. The record is from the annotation of a GenBank genome assembly.
AUGGAGGCUGCAACAACGGUCAAAGCAAUCACUCUCGUUUUACUUUCUGUAUCUGUAUUAUCCUUGGCCCAAGGAUUUUCGCUGACUAUUUUACACACUAACGAUAACCACGCGCGGUUUGAAGAAACAAACGUCCGCGGCUUCCUAUGCAAUCCCAGCGACGCUCAAGCGGGCGAGUGUUAUGGAGGAAUGGCUCGUAAAGCAACGAUGAUCAAAAAAAUUCGAUCAGAGACGAAGAAUGUACUGCUAAUUUCUGGCGGAGAUGUUUUAACCGGAACAAUAUGGUACCGAGUUUACCGCGGUAAUGCUACGAGAUUUUUCAUGAACGAACUUGGGUAUGAUAUCAUGGUGAGUAAAUCGAGUACCUCAGCUUAGCAAAGGGUAUGUUUUUAUCCCUUGGUAGAAAAAGGGUAACUUGUAGUUCAGGUUUUUCAGCUAAUGCAGACAGCUUGCUCCUCUACAGGAAAUAGUUUAUUGUUCAGCUAGUGAAGACCGUCUACUUCUUUACAGGAUAUAGGUUUUUUUUUAUAUUCAGGUUUUGGCUGCCUAAACUUCACAUAAAGCGCACUGUGGUACAACGCCCUACAUUCGAGCUUAAAGAAUCGUUAGUACAUCGGCUCUCUUUGAUGUAAAGAAAUUCAAUCGUGAUCGCGUGAUGUCGUGAAUCGUUUCUCUCCUGAUCGUGUAUGUAAACCAUGUAUAUUGUCAGUCGAAGUAACACUCGAUUUCAAUCAUAUUACAAGUAUCCAACAGAGAAUUUAGAUUCGACACAAACAAGUGCGAGAGCCUUUGCGUGUCACCAGCUAAUAUUGAUAAGAAUAGAUAUGUGAGAUAUUCACGUCAGAUAUUGUUUUCUUCGUUUUAACUCCGUGAAGUAAAGUUGUAAGGAAUUUGUAGCAUUGGGGAAAUUACCUCUGUAAAUGUAAACUUUUCGUACCUUCCCAAGAGAAUUGCUGUGCCAUGUAUUAGAGUAACCAGUCUGCAAAAUACUCGCAGACACUUACCACGAAAUAAGGGCUCAGUACGCAGAACCUUCACACUUGAUUUUUUUGUCGGAGUUGAUGUAAAGGAUUCUUCACAAUCAGUCGGACACCAACAACGGGUCCCGCGAGGGGAGGGAGGUACUUAGCAGAAUUUUAUACAGGGAGGCUCCGCACCGAGGUCUGACCCCUUAUACCCUUUAUAUGCCAUUUUUGACAGAAGAGUGCCCCUAUUGACAAAAGGUGUCCCUUUCACAUACCUAGGUUAGAAUUUUGCAUUCCUAGUAAAUGCUGUAAAUGCACUAUUUUUUAAAUGGAAUAUAAAUAAAUUACAAAAACAGAACGUUUUCUUCACUUUUUCAUAACCACAAAAUGCAUAGUCCCGGCCCUUUGGGCCUUUUAACCGACCGAAAUGGUAGAUAUCCCUACUCUUUCAUAUACUUCAUCAAGUGAAAUCCCUACCCGUUCAUAUACCUGAAACCAGCAAAAGGUACCCCUUUAGGGCGGAGGCUCCCUUUAUAGGCCGUUAUAGGGAGUACCCCCCCCCCGGCAACGAGUUAUGUACUCUUUUACUGUUUGUCGCAUAAAUAAUUCAUUUACAAAGCUUUCGUCAAUCACCACUGCACUCUUACUGAUUUCACAAUUACGUAAACAACUGCUUUGAAUUCCCUUUGUGACAUAAAUUGUCAACUUUCAAGAGGCCAGAAAAACAUGAACACAAACACAAACACGGCCCUGACGAUAACGUAUUACGUUCAGCUGUACGUUAAUACGGGCUUAUUCUAUUCCGCGAGACGAAACGAAACGAAACGAAAUGAAAGAUAUGGUGGAUAGAGAAAAAAUGCUUAUUAUCCUAAACACAGUGUAAGACAACAUUGACAACGUGUUUGGAAGUAAUAGUUAACGAAUAAUGACGGAUUUUUACCUUUUUCGCAAAGUAAUAAUUUCACUAGAAUUACUAUUUUGAUAAAUGGCGUUUUUUUACCGGAAUUGACAGCGAGGAUUCCAAAAUCCAAGACCCUGAAGACCGUCUUCAAUAACCUUACAUGGGGUGAUAGAAUUAACAGCCGUCUCAGUUUUUAAUUCUUUUCUUGACAGACCCUUGGAAAUCACGAGUUUGAUGAUGGCGUUGAGAACUUGGUGUCCUUCAUCAGCCAUCUGAAUUUCCCAGUUGUGGCCUCAAAUCUUAACUUCACCCAGGAGCCAUUGUUGUCCAGCACACCUCCCCUGAUAGUCACAUCUAAAGUUCUCAAUGUUAGCGGCGAGAGAAUUGGCUUUGUGGGAUAUGUAAAGAGGGGAUCGACACUGUAAGUUAAUAAGGCACGGGGAGGGGGAGACUCCGCAUAUGAAAGGGGUGGGGAUGCUCGUCGUCUCGCUUAGGGGUUUAAAUUUCAGAUUUUGGUCUCACUUAGGGUGUUCUGGGCAAAACGCCCUAAUAUUUAACCGUGAAGGUCUCGUUUAGGGUUGCACGAGAAAAAAUAUUAAAAUAUGUGUAUUGACUGUGUUUUAACAUGGUCUCUUUUAGGGGUCAAAAUAAAGUACUGGCUACGCCCAGAUCGGUCUCUUUUAGGGGUUAAUUUAAAAUUUCCGACGAGCAUCCCCACCCCUUCGAUAUGCGAAGUCCCCCCCGGGAUAAGGCAUCACACUUUUGCUUGUGUUUUCACAUACAUUUUGAGCUAAAAAAUGCCUUCUUUCUUCAAUGUUGGUUGUCUAGACCUGGUCCUGGACCUAAUAUCAAAUUCCUAAAUGAGGUAGAGUCAGUGAGGAAAGCUGUGGAAGAACUCAAGCGACAGAACAUCAACAAGAUUAUUGCCAUCGGUCACUCAGGCAUCGACAUCGACCAAAAAGUAGCCAAAGAAGUUGAUGGAGUGGAUAUCGUGGUAGGAGGUCACGAACACGCCUUACUUUACACAGGUAAACAACUGUCCUUAACCAUGUUUUACCUGUAUCCCUAAGCUUAUGGUAAUCCUACCCUUGCUCCUACCUUUUAGAAGAGAAGGAGGAAUAGGCUGGAAGAUAGUCUCCCAUUUUCGCUUCUCUCUUCUCCCUUUCCCCCCAGAAACGCCUUAGAAGCAGGCUAAAGAAUCACUCGCGUUGCUAAUCUCCUACCUAGCCAGUACGCAUGCGCAAAGCAUAACCCCUGCUUUGUGCGCUUCACUAACUCACCUAAAACAAAAGAUUAUAAGAACUCUGGAUAUACUGGUAAAGGAAUGAAACAGUACAAUAUCAACAGAUCAACCUAAGCUUUGACGUAUUUUUCAUAAAGUUCUUGCAAUUUUCUCGUUUAGUUAACGUCAAAGUGUUUGAAUAAGACUGAAUUUCUCUUUCCUUUCUCGACAAAUGACUUGAUUAACAUACGUUUAACCACUUACAAAUUGAUCUAUUACGGAAAUGUCCAAAAAAACCAACAAGUAAUUGGUAAAGCAUAAAUAAACUAUCUUCAACCUGAGCUCUGAAGUCAAGUACUUUCAUAGAGUUCGUGCAAUUUUUUUCCUUUGACCUAGGUCUAUCAACUUCGUGGCAGACGACCGUCGUCUCUUAAUGAUCUUUUGCGUACAAAUCGUCUAGAGUUUUCAGCCCAGCCCUUCCUGAUGGCCGUUGGACUCUUUCUAACUUAGGUUGAUCUUAUAUUGGCAUUUUGUUUUGGCUUGAUCUAAGCUAUACGGUACAUUAAAAAAUAAUCACCAACAACUACAACUUAAAAAUCUAGCUUUAUUUUGUACAAACGUUACCGUGCGUAAAAAUGAUGACUUAUCGUUGGGUUUUAACCCUGCUUUAUUCAGGUAAACCCCCAUCAAUAGAGACGCCUUACGGUCCAUAUCCUAUGGUGAUUACACCCAACAGCAAACCAGAGGGAAAAGUGCUUGUGGUUCAGGCGUAUGCUUUCAGCAAAUACCUAGGGAAUUUAAAGGUUGAUUUUGAUGACAAUGGCGAUUUGACUUCUUGGUCUGGUAAUCCAAUACUGUUGGACAAUUCUGUAGCCCAAGACGCAACGAUUCUGGGACAGGUUGAGCGGUGGAAGGCUGAGGUGGCGAAAGUUUCGGAGGUAAGAUUUUUUUGAAACUUUUCAAUCUGUGUCCUUGAUCAGCCUGUGCAAAACAUAGCGGAGAUAUAACAGGCUGUUACGUCAACUUCUUGAGUUUAAGGCCGAGGAACGAAAAGUCAUUUUUUCUCUUUUGUCGGAAUCGUUCAUACUCGUGGAAGCAUUAAGGCGCAAAAAAAGAGAAUCAUUAAAAUUAUUCAAAAAUUCUAUCGUAUCGCCUGAGGAUUUUGCGUAUAUACUAAUUUUGACAGGAAUGGGUUGCCCGCAAGUAUAAUUCUUUCUCUUGUUUUCAAGUCAAAAUUCGUUAUUUUCCCGCUAAUUUUCAAGACGAACGUCUUAACCGUCGUUUAUCACAAAAACUUUUCGUUUUUUAUUUGCUGUUUUGACCCCGAAAUGAUCCCCAAGUAACUUUGGAAUGACAACUGAAACAACUGAAACAGAGGAUUUUGGAAAUUGCAAAAAUGUUUUUAAUAGUACAAUUUAGUACAAUCCCCGGGCGUACGUCCCUAUAAAAGUGAUGGGUAUGCUUGUCGGAAAAUUCAAAUUAAACCCCUAAGGGAGACCAAUGUGGGUGUGCCUCAAGCUUAACUGGCCCCUAAGGGAGAUUUUUAUGUUUUCAGUGUCAGGGCAUUUUUUGUAACUUUCUUUAUAAGCAGUAUCAAGCGAUACCUAAAUGGGCAAAUAUAGUAACUUCCCAUCUCAAACACCUUAAGUGAGACCAAAAUCUGCAAUUUACACUCUAAAGCGAGACGACGAGAAUCCCGGUCGUCCCUCCCUUGGGUACAAUCUAACCUCUAUGUGCGACCACCUGUCCUAAGCGGCCAACUUCCAUAACCGACCACCUAUUCAAAACACCAAAAUUUUCCAGUUAAAAUCCUCUCCUUCGAAACUCUCGUAAAUAACCAUUUCUGAUAAGCGAGCGCGAUCACUAUUUGGGUUGACAGUUUUGACAGACAUUGUUUUUAAACUUCUUGUAAGCGACCGCUCGACUACGGUAUGGUUUGAUCUCUUUGUUCGCUAUAUGUACCAUAUUAUUCGGCAGAGUACACGAUAAACUCUUGGUGACAAUAUGGAGUAGAACAUAUCGUAACGCAGAAACGCAGAAACUGUAUGCAAUAAGGUUUUUUUCUAAAAAGUAGAAGUGUCGGGACCUCGUCGCGAAAAGACUUUCUGUGGCUCGAUCUUCUAGGCGACCAUUUAUCUUUGCAUUUUUGGUGGUCGGUUACGGGUGUUUCGACUGUAUUUAGCCGAAUACAGUGGAAGAAGCUCCUUUGACUGGAGCUCAGCUUCAAGACUUGGCUUAAUCUAAGUAUUACCAAAAUCCACACUCAUUUGGACUCCCGAAACAUAUUCCCUUACCUUCCGCCCUCAACACCUCAGUCAAAAAAGGUACGUACGCGCAGACUUUAAUAUAGAGCAAAUAGUUUAGAGGAGUGCGUGGGCCGGCUGUAACGCAAGCUAAUGGUUCAUGACAAGAUUGGAAUCCUUUGUUUUUCAGGUCAAAGUGGGGUCCAGUUUUGUUUUCCUGUACGGAAACAAAUCAGUUUGCAUGCUCAAAGAAUGCAAUUUACCAAACGUUGUUACAGACGCUAUGGUAUUUCAUUACACCAACACGAACAACUCACACACUGGUGCACAGUGGACUAAUACAAGUAUUGCAAUUCAAAACUCCAACAGUAUUCCUGCGUCUAUUUAUCCAACUGAAGAAGGUAUUUCAAUACACAGAANUGGGGUUAUUUUUACUCCUUACAUGGGUUUUUUAAAUUCUUUUUGGAGUUACUUUAUUUCUGAAAGUGGAGUAAAACUUUUAGGUACAGGAUAACUCCUUUUUGUGGGUUAUUUUAACUCCGCAAUAUCAGGGGUCAUUUUUAUUUCUGAAAAAGAGUUCUUUAAACUCCUUUUUGGAGUUAAAAUAACUCCCAAAAAAAUAACUCCACUGUAAGGAGUUAAAUUAACCCCACUAGAGGAGUUAUAAUAACUCCUUGAAAAUUACUGUGCAGUCAACUCCCUUUAAAGAGGACACUAUAGGGACCUCAAGUUAGUGUUCUCAUUAGCGAGUGUCCUUUAUAGCGGAAGUUUAUUUCAGUCAAAUAUCAGUAAUUCACUUUUGCCUAGGAUUUAGCUGCUGUCCGUAUUACCAGGGUGUCCGCAAGGCGAGAGUUGACUGUAAAGGGGUUAUGUCAUAAGGAUCUUGCUGUUUUAAGCGAAUUCUGUGCUGUAAUCAUUACUUAGUGCCGGAUCUAGACCUUGAGAUAAGGGGGUCCCGGUCAUCCAGACCCUUAGAUAUGCAGGGAAGGGGGGGAGGGGGGCGGUCUGCAAAAAAACUUUUUUCGGCCCUUCGGGCCUCAGUUUCGUCUAAAAAUAAGGGGGCGGGGUCCGCGCGCCCCCGGGCCCCUCCCCUGGAUCCGGCACUGAUCAGGGAGCACUAACCAUAGCAUUUUAUUGGUGAUUUUUGCAGGCAUAGCAUUAAACUUGAAAGAUGUGUUGGCCCAACUUUUUCAAGAUUUGGUCCAUUUCCAUUUUUGCCAUCCUUACCAUGCCUUUGUAGAGCUUUGUAUGGAGACGCCAUAUUGGUGCACCGUUUUGGUGCACCAAUAUGGCCGCCGGAAAUCAACAAGAAAAUCUGGAGUUCACUUUUUCUAUAAAAGCUCUUUCUUUUCACUCGAGAACUAGCAUACGUGCACAUAAACAUAUCUUCUAAUAUUUGAAAUGGUUACACUGCUGAAAAACAAGAGGACAGACUUUUUUCAGUUUCAACGAGACAGCAUUCCCAUUUUGGUGUCACGCACUGGGAAAACUCGGAAGUUCAAAUUGCUGUAUUUUCGAAAUGAAACAUGCUACAGGACUGGAAACUGGUACAAUGAUUUAUUUUUUGUUUAUCUUCAACCUAGUGUAAAUAAGAAUUCGUAAAACCUCGCUAUUUCGACUUUACAAUUUGAUGACGUCACUGUGAAAACCAUCUAUUGUAACUUACUAUGGAAUAAUAAUAAUAAUAAUAAAUUUUUGCUGUUGUUGUAGCUCAGGAAAGCAAGGAAACAACAAAAGCGAAAGCUUCGCAGCGGAACUACGCACAACCGCGAAGGACGUUAAUUUGUACCAGGCCAUUGUCUAUGUAACCUGCGGCAAAUGUCUGUUCAAACCGUUACUAUGGUUACUAUCGGUAAUGAUCUUGGGCAUAGCUUCAAACAUAUUUGGUCGCCAACAAAUGGCGCAUAACUGCACAAGAUAUCGUUCGCGCCUCGCCUUCUUCAUCGUUUGUCUGAAACUCUCGGUUAUCGCGCUUGCUUCUCAAUUUCGCGCUCCUGGCUUGGCUUUCACAGCGUGCCCUUUAAAGGAAUUGAUCUGAUGAAAUUUUUUCCCCUCCUUUAGCUAUUACAGUCUUUAAAGCUUCCCUUUUUUCAGGUGCUAUUACAUACGGUCAUAUUGUGAACAGCUUCCCGUACAGAAACAUAGUGGAUCUUGUAGAACUGAAAGGAGAGGACCUUGCCCAGGUUUUUGAACAAGUGGCGUCUUUGUAUGAUAAAGAUAAGCCAGACAUAUCAUUCCUACAAGUGUCAGGUAUCUUUAUUCUCUGUUUCAAAUAUCACACAAAAAUAUUGAAGGACAAAGAAACAAACAACAACAGAAACAACAAAACAAUGCCAAGGCAUGGAAAAACCUCUGAAAAAUGACGAUUUAUGCCUUAAGACACACAUACAUUUUUACAGUGUUUACAGGUAGCAAUUACGACACCUGAAGGAGAAUAUUGGGCCCUAUAUUACGAUCUCUCUUUACAGAUAACCCUCCCAGCCCAGGAAAGGUUACGUUGGCCAUACCCCCGGGGUCUACAUCCCCUACUCUUUUCGAACAGUGGUGUGGGUUUUUUUACGUCCCACAUGAACCAGAUCAGUGAAAGUGCCGUGAGCCUAGACCUACGGCUUUUCGUCCUUAUCUGAGAAGACUAGAAAGUCUAACCGUUUGCAUUACAAGGCAGCCCUUUCGUCUCAGUUAUUUAAAGACCCUGAGUGUUGAUCCGGCCGGGAUUUGAACCCGUGACCUCCCACUCAGCAGAGCGGCGCUCUCCCAACUGAGCUAACCGGUCGGCGAAAGACAAUACACGUAUACUUCAUCUGCUAAUCUCUUUUAUCAUAAACGAUUUACAUUUGGCUUACUCUUAACGGUUAGCAAAAACCUUUAAUCAUUUCGAAAUGACAUCUUAACAUCCACUGUUUCAAAACACAUUAGUAAAUUCAAAUAAGCGACCAUAUCGCGUUUUAAAGCGUAAUGAACUCGUGUGGACCGUCAUCCGUAAUUCGUCAAUUGUCUUGUUUUUCAGGACUCCAGAUAAAGUACGAUAUGUCAAAGCCAAAAGGAAGCAGGGUGGUCGAUAUCCAAGUACGCUGCGCAAAAUGCAAAUUCCCAGUUUAUGAACCACUCGAUAAAUCUGCUGUGUACAAAGUGGCCAUGACUGACUACAUAGCUGCCGGUGGAGCAGGGCUGACUGUCAUCAGGGAAAAGAAACUCUCCCAUCAAUUUGGCAGCAUAGUCGACCAAGAAAUGAUGAUGAACUAUUUCAAGGCCAAGUCUCCCAUAAUGACUGGAGAAGAAAACAGGAUCACCUUUGUGGAGGGAUCGGACGAAAUACCUACCAUAUGCGGAGGCGGAGGCGGAGGAAACUUACAGGCUGUGAAUAUGCUUUUAGCCCCUCUCGCUGCUUUUGCAUUCUUAGUUGUAAAACACGUAAUCUAG